AUGCUGCUUGAUUUAGUAUGCUUCAUCCCAAAUGUAUGCCUGCCUCUCCUGGCAGUCUGGGGUCUGUCGGCCCUCAUCUAUCGAGUUUAUUUCCACCCCUUAGCAGAUAUCCCCGGGCCCCUUCUAGGACGCAUGUUCCACUUCUAUUCGUUCUGGCAUAAUAUGCGCGGCAGUCGGUUCUACCUGCACAUCCAAGACUUGCAUAUCAAAUACGGCCCGGUUGUACGCAUCACGCCUCAAGAAGUCCACCUCUCGGACCCCGAGCACAUCGACACAAUCUACUCCUUCGCCUCGUCCGCCAGCAGCUACGGGAAAGACUCGUCCUUCUACAGCAGCUUCGGCACCAGCCACGCGACCUUCACGACCUGCGACCCAGCCCAGCACCGCGCCAAACGCGCCACCCUGAACCCAUUCUUCUCCGCUCGCCGCGUCGCCGAGCUCGAGCCCCGCAUCCAGGCAAAAGUCACCCAGAUCCUCACUCGCACGAACGUAUCCCUGACGACCACCGGCGCGGUCGAGCUGCACGGCCUCUUCCGCGCCCUGGCACUCGACGUCGUAACCGACUACGCCUUCGACCAGAGCUACGGCUUCUUGGCCCGGCGCGAUCUGGGUAGAGACUUUUUCGCGAUGAUCGCCUCGCUGGGCCCGGGCGUGUGGGUGUUCAACCAGUUCCCGUUCCUACGGGGCGUCGCCACGGCGCUUCCGCUCUGGAUUGCGUGGGGCCUUAGUACCUCUCUCGCGAGGAUGAUCGUUCAUCGAAGGGAAUGCCGGCAGCAGAUUCUGCGGGUGAAGGAGAAGGUAGACGGGGAGGAAGGGUCCGGGCGCAGCACGACCAUCUUCCAUCAUCUGUUGCGGGCGGACACAUCCAAGAACCCCGCCCCUGUGCCGAGCUUGCUGGAGCUCGAGGAUGAGGCCUAUGUGCUUCUGGCCGCCGCCGCCGAUACCACCGCUAAUGCCCUCACUGUGGCCGUGUAUCACACUGUGAGGAAUGCGCGGGUCUACGGGAGGUUGGUUGAGGAGUUGGAGGAGGCGUUCCCUGGUGAUUCUGAGGGGACGCUGUCUUACCAGGCUCUCAAGGCGCUGCCGUAUCUUACUGGUGUCAUUAAAGAGGCGCUGCGGCUAUCAUCCGGCGUCCCUGGUCGACUUCCUCGCGUCGUGCCCCGCGGAGGAGCCACGUUCGGUGGCUAUCGCGUACCCGAAGGGACUGUCGUGAGCAUGAGUCCCUGGACGGUGAACCGCAACGAAAAUAUCUUCCCCGACCCCGAAGAAUUCAGCCCUGAUCGCUGGCUCGACCCGGAAGAAUCCCGGUUGCGAGACAGGUAUCUGUUCUCGUUUGGGAAGGGCUCGACACAGUGUAUUGGGAUGCCGCUUGCGUAUAGCGAGUUGUACAUCGUCCUGGGCAGGUUCUUUCGCGCGUUCCGGCAGCUCGAAACUAGGCAUAAAUCGAAGGAUGAGCUGUUAUAUAAUGACUACUUCUCAGGUUUUUUUGCCGAGGAGAAUGAGGAGUUUGUUUUUUGGAGUGCGCGUCGAGGAUAG
Aspergillus homomorphus CBS 101889 is the source of this 1536-nucleotide messenger RNA. RefSeq names its product cytochrome P450. Gene Ontology annotation, molecular function: heme binding; oxidoreductase activity, acting on paired donors, with incorporation or reduction of molecular oxygen; iron ion binding. Bases 1 to 1536 code for a protein of 511 amino acids. The record is from RefSeq and is a predicted model, not a curated record. Lineage: Eukaryota; Fungi; Ascomycota; Eurotiomycetes; Eurotiales; Aspergillaceae. The transcript is spliced from 7 exons.